Molecule: messenger RNA, 4087 nt
Organism: Hippocampus comes (tiger tail seahorse)
Lineage: Eukaryota; Metazoa; Chordata; Actinopteri; Syngnathiformes; Syngnathidae
Product: synaptic vesicle glycoprotein 2B-like
Exons: 16
Coding region: 812-2878 (688 amino acids)
Biological process (GO): chemical synaptic transmission; transmembrane transport
Cellular component (GO): neuron projection; synaptic vesicle membrane
Molecular function (GO): transmembrane transporter activity
Source: RefSeq, a predicted model, not a curated record
CUUGCACAUAAUACAGGAGAGAGGCAGACUGUACCACUGCGGUUCAGAUAGGAAGGAUGCAGCACAGAGGACUGCUGCAAAGAGAGAGAGCGAGUGAGAGGGAGAGAGAGAGAGAGAGAGAGAGAGAGAGAGAGAGAGAGAGAGAGAGAGAGGCUAGAUCCAUCCUUUGCUUUUCUAAUCCCUCAGCUCUUGUUUGCGUGCUGCCUGUGUAGUCAAAGUGAUGCUCCCUGUACGUACAUUAUUCCGAUUUUAGGGUGAUUACUGAACUAUGAGAUAGAUUUAUUGUGACAUCGUGACACCACUGAACACUCGUAAACUUCUGUUUGACUCCUUUCUGCGGUCAUCGAUGAUCAUGAGAGAGCAUGGGAGGGGACAGGAUGGGCAAUAGUGACAGGCCACGGCAGCACCGUGCGGAUGAGACUCCUCGUCACUUGUAGUACCGGGGUGCAAGCAAGUAUGUUAAUUAAAACUGACAAUCAGUAAUAGGACAUAGCACAACUGUGAGGUUUGGAUGUUGGCGACACAUUUUCCAGUUCUCUGAAGUCAUCUCUGCACCACUGCAGCAACUGAAAUCAGAUCUUAAGACGUUCAGGCAUGCACUAUUACACACUCAUUACAAGAAAGCAACAGGUGCAGUAACUGUGACUAACCGAUCAGAUAUUUUCAAGCAAUGCUAUCACUGAGGGUUCACAGUUUAUACCCUUAGAAGUUCAAACAGGCAGCUGAUUAUUUCCACUAAUCACAAAAGCAGACAACUAUUCACUUGUUGCAAUUAGUUUGUCCACAUAGAGAGAACGUAGAACCAGACAGGAUGGCCGAGCGCUACCAAAACAACAUAUACCACCAAAGUGACGGCGACAGCUACGGGACUUACGCAGAAGGUGAUGGAGGUGGUCACGAUGGAUACGGUUACCAGGCCGAAUACCCUCCCCAUGAAGAGGACGCUGCCAGUGACGUAACCGAAGGUCAUGACGAAGAAGAGCAAAUGUAUGAAGGAGAAUACCAAGGUAUACCACAUCCUGAUGAGUUGAAGGCCGCACAGAGAGCUGCAAGGGCGAAAUCUCGAGCUGGCGCUGCACUCUCGGAACUUCAGGAGUUAUCCGAACAGUAUGAGGAUAUCAUGGAAGAUUGUGGCCAUGGGAAGUUCCAAUGGACGCUCUUCAUGGUGCUGGGCCUCGCUCUCAUGGCUGAUGGGGUCGAAUGUUUUGUGGUUGCCUUUGUUUUGCCAUCUGCCGAAAAGGACCUGUGCCUGUCCAAUGCAGAGAAAGGGAUGCUGGGUCUGAUUGUCUUCCUGAGUAUGAUGGUGGGAGCAUUCAUAUGGGGUGGUCUCGCAGACAAAGUUGGCCGCCGAUGCUGUUUGGUUGUCGCCUUAGCUAUAGACUGUGUCUUCGUCUUCUUGUCCUCCUUCGCCCAGAGCUAUGGCUUCUUCCUCUUCUUCAGGCUGCUCUCAGGCAUCGGUAUCGGUGGCACAGUGCCGAUUGUCUACUCGUACUUCUCUGAGUUCCUCCAGAUGGACAAGCGAGGAGAGCAUCUUUCCUGGUUAUGUAUGUUUUGGAUGAUUGGUGGGAUUUAUGCCUCUUUCACUGCCUGGGGAAUCAUUCCCAGAUAUGGUUGGGGGUUCAGUAUGGGCACAGAGUUCCAGUUCCACAGUUGGAGGUUAUUUGUUUUGGUUGCAGCUCUUCCUGCCAUCGCCUCUCUGGUCGGGCUAACAUUCAUGCCUGAGAGUCCCCGCUUCUUGCUUGAGAAUGCCAAGCACGAUGAAGCAUGGAUGAUUCUGAAGCGGGUCCACGACACCAACUGGAGAGCCAAAGGACAGCCGGAAAAAGUCUUCACUGUGACACACAUCAAGGCUCCAAAGACCGCAGAGGAUGAGUUAAUCGAGAUUCAAAGUGCUACAGGAACAGCUGUACAACGCUGGGCUGUCCGUUCACUUACACUCUGUAAACUGGUACUAAAGAAUGUAGCAUCUCUCUUUUCUGCCGAGCUGAAAUUUGCUACUCUCUUCAUGGCCAUCAUCUGGUUCUGCAUGGCUUUCAGCUAUUAUGGCCUAUCUGUGUGGUUUCCAGACAUGAUCAAGCACCUUCAAUAUGAGGAGUAUGAGUCGAGAGUCAAGGUAUUCCAUAAAGAGAAAGUGGAGAACUUUCAUUUCAACUUUUCUUUAGAGAACCAGGUCCAUAAAGAAGGGGAAUAUAUCCAUGACAAGUUCAUCAAAAUAGAACUGAAGUCUGUGAAGUUUGAGGACUCGUUGUUUGAAGACUGUCUCUUUGAGGACAUCAAGUCCACUGACACGGUGUUUGAGAACUGCACCAUACGCAACACUGUCUUCACAAAUACAGAUCUGAAGGAGAAGUUCAUUGACUGUAAAAUGGAAAACAACACCUUUGAGCACGACAAACAUGGCUGCCACCUGGACACCGGUGAAGAGAAUGAUAUCCUCAUAUAUCUGGUCAGCUUCCUUGGCAGUCUGGCCGUGUUGCCUGGCAACAUAAUUUCCGCCCUCUUCAUGGAGAAGAUUGGCAGAGUCAAGAUUAUAGGUGGCUCGAUGCUGAUCUCAGCAGGCUGUACCUUCUUCCUGUUUCUGAGCUUCAGUCAGUCUGCAAUUAUCGCUCUCCAGUGUCUCUUCUGUGGCGUCAGUGUGGCUGCAUGGAAUGGCAUCGAGGUGGUGACAGUGGAGCUUUACCCUGCUUCUAAAAGGGCAACAGCCUUUGGCGUCCUGAAUGCUCUCUGUAAGCUGGCAGCGGUUCUUGGCAGCUCUAUCUUCGCCAGUUUUGUGGGCAUCACCAAAGCCAUCCCCAUCCUGCUGUCAUUUGUUGCGCUGGUCUGCGGCGGCGUGGUGGCCCUCAAACUGCCUGACACGCGAGAGAAAAUUCUCCAGUGAGGUCACUUGAGGUCCGGUCGUGCGAGCGUUUAAGACAUGAUGUUGAUGUUGAAGUCUUGGCAGCACCAAUUGACUUUUACUGCACUUUUUUCCCCCAUUGCAAGGAUGGAAGCAACUAACACUUUUCCAAUACAAAAUGCCAUGUUCUAAUGUUAAUUUUUUUAUGUUGACAAUGUGUGUUUUGAGAGGCUGAUCAGGCAGCGUGUGAUGAGAUACAUUUAGUUUACACUCAUUAAAAUUGCAGGCAGGCACAUUCAAUAAGAAGACACCGGUCACAUGAUGUGCUCUGUGUUGAAUAUGUCAUGUCAAUUGACCUUACAAAGUGACUACAAAAGUUUGGAAUUGUCUCCAGAAACAAAACAAGAGUCAAUUGUGAUUGUUUUGGAAAAAUGACACUGCAGUUAUGAUGAGCUAACAUCCAGCUUGUCUAAAGGCCAUUUGUGUCCUUGUUAAAUGUUUACCUGUGUCAGUUCUAUAGACUGGUACAUUUAAGGGAGAAUAAACUGUGAAAAUUAAAUCAAUAGGCCACAUUUUUAAGUCUACUUAAAUUAACGGCUAAAUCGCACCUACGCCUUUGGCCAAAGAUUUGCCAAACAACUCGUUUUUAUAACUAUCGUCGAUUAUGUAUUAUUAUUAUUCAGAGCUCCUUUACAUUGUUGAUGUUUAUUUUCUUGCUGACACUAUUAGAGAGGUGUUAAUUUGUUAAAUAUUCAUCCAAGUAUUUCCUAUUAUCCCAUUGAUGGAUUGAAGAAGUCAAGUCAGCUUUUAUUGUCAAAUAUGCUUUAUGUGUAACAUACAGCACAGAUAAAAUGACUUUCCUCUCUCAACCACAGUGCAAACAUAUAGUGCAUUGAAGACACAGAUAAAAUUUACGUAAAAAUGUCAUAAGACAUAAAUAAAUAAAAUAAAUAAACAAAUAGCAACAACAGACAACCAGGGCACUUGUGAUUAUUGCAUAUUCGUAGUGACUUGUUUGAAGUGCAAUAAUCGGAUGUCAGAUGCUGGGGGAGGGACACCGAUUGUGGCAGGAGGCGGGGGGGGGCAGGAGGCAGGGGUAGACGGGGGAGGUGGGGUGCGGGCAGAACAUGGAGGGAGUUUAGCCUCCUGACCGCCUGGUGGAAUAAACUGUUCUUGAGCUUGGUGGAUUUAGCAGAGAGACAUCGCAGCCUCCUCCCCGACGGCAGCACGUCGAAGAGGCUGUGAGACGGU